UUAUCGCUGGGAUAUGGGUCUGUCUCUUAGUAGUUGUUCAUCACUCCGAUACACCGAUGCCACUCUCUAUCGUGGCGCCUAUCUAUGUGACGUCACGGCGGCCUAUAUCGGCGCUGAUUUGGGCCAGAUCCGGGGAUCAGCGGUGCCGUGAUACCGCCAGGGCCGCCUUCUAUCGGGUCCAACCGGGCGCCGAGUGGAGGCAAACGGAUAUCAGACAGAGACGAGCCGGACUGACGGUGGGGUACCGGUGGGUGCCUGUGAGGGUGGUCCUGCGGUGCUGAGUGUUGCACAGGGAGGUCCAGUUCUGAGCCGGAGGCGGUUCGGGCUGCAGCAGGGAGAAGGUCGUCUGGCGCAGGCUGAGGUCGGUCCCGCGAUGGCCGGUGUAGGACUGCUGGUGACGCUGGCGCUGACGUUGCUGACGCCGCUGCCGUCAGCGGACGCAGUGACUACCUGUCCCAGCACGCUCAGCGACCAGACACUGUGCGAGGGCGGCUUCAAGGACGGCCAGUGCCCCAGCGGCUACCUCUUCAAGGAGAACAUCCCACGCCUCGGCUGCUCGCUCUGCGGCGCCUGCGUCAGAUACAAAGGUCUGGAUGAAGAGUGCAGUGCGCCGGAGGACACCCCCGACUCGGAGCGGUACUCGGUGAACAUGGUGUCGGGCCGCGCACUGGUCGACACCCCGGAGUGCGCGGCCGGCCUCGAGUGCGGCUCGCAGGGCCGCUGUCAGCUGGGACCCGCACCCACAGAGUGUCAGAGGGCGCUGCACACGUACCGCACUGAGGGACUCGACGUCAAGACGUACCUGUACGAGCCGCGCUGCGAGGCCGACGGCACGUUCGCUGCCGUCCAGUGCCAGACGCGGCCAGGGAGCUUCAUGUACUGCUUCUGCGUCAACGAGAUUGGCAACCGCACCAACGGACGAGAUCUGGCCACCGAGAAGGACAAAAUGAACUGCGCCUGCUCCAGGAGAGUGGAGCAGCUGAAGGCGGAAGGACGGAAGGACGUCACCCUGCACUGCAUGGCCAACGGCAACUACGAGCCGCUGCAGUGCGACCAGGACGUGUGCUUCUGCGUCAACUCGACCACGGCGCAGCCGUACGGCGCCACCGUGGCACGUGACAUGUGGAAGGGACUGCCCUGCUACAGCAGCACCUACUUCCCCGGCGACUACAACCGUCUGUGUGAGUCCAUGAACGUGGUGGCAUCGGAGAUGGUGAAGCUGCUGAGCGCGCACGGCAUGACCACCUCCGACAUGUACCAGACGUGCGACUCGGACGGCGGCUACGGCGCCAAAGUCUGCACCGCCGAGGAUCAGAUGUGCCGCUGCCGGGACAAGGCCGGUAACGCCAUUGCGCCGUAUGUGGUGGACAGCUCCCAUGACGAGGUCAACACCAUGAACUGCCGUUGUGCCCGGGAUCACAACGACAAGGACCCGGUGGCACAGAUGUUCUCCAGAGUAAAGUGUGAAACAACAGGAAACUACGCGCCGGAGCAGUGCGUGGGUGACACCUGCUACUGCGUUGACGAGUGGGGAGAGCGCUCGUCUCUGAACGUCGACACCUCCAUAGAGGGUGUGGGCGACCUGAUCCGCUGCUGUUUGCCCUGCCUGAAGCCCAACACCCUGCAGUGCGAUUCGAACCGCGACAAGUGGGCGAGCCACUGCCCCGAGGGGCCGCCGGACAGCGCGGCGCCGAAUGUGUAGUCGGCACCGUCCAGGGAGUCUGAUCGUUUUAACAUGGGGUAGGCCGGAGGAGGGCAGAAGCAAAGGCAACUAGCAGCUGGGCGGUCUCAUGUUGUAUCCGCUCAUUUAUGUCCAGUGAGACGCAUGCCACUUUGUAAGCUUUGUGUGACGAGCGUUCACCAAAAGUGACGUGAAACAAAAUAUGAUUGGUAUAAACGACGGCUAACCUGUGCGCAAUACCUAAUGUAAAUACUUAACUGCGUACAUGCGUAUAUGCAUAUCUCAGGUGCAUUCAUGUUUAAGAAGAUGACAAUGCCAGUGUAACGAAACCAUUGUUUAUGUAGCUAAACGAGCGCUUUGACACAAAAAAAAACUUUGCCCAGGACAUACCGUGAUAGGCUGAUGCCACAUUGACAUGUAUCCGCAAAGGAGACUGCGCUGCGCGCGCUUAUCAAAGUCUACUUGCAAAGUGACUCAUGGACGGAACAAGAGGACGAAGCGGUCCCUGGUGUGAUGCCAUUGUAUUGAUAUGCCUAUAAAAUACACAUUAUUUCAAUCAA
Molecule: messenger RNA, 2241 nt
Organism: Amphibalanus amphitrite
Lineage: Eukaryota; Metazoa; Arthropoda; Thecostraca; Balanomorpha; Balanidae
Exons: 7
Coding region: 374-1702 (442 amino acids)
Biological process (GO): cell-matrix adhesion
Cellular component (GO): basement membrane
Source: RefSeq, a predicted model, not a curated record